Belonocnema kinseyi is the source of this 3030-nucleotide messenger RNA. It is a transcript of the gene Tsp, whose product is annotated as cartilage oligomeric matrix protein. The transcript is spliced from 12 exons. Gene Ontology annotation, biological process: cell adhesion. NCBI's taxonomy places the organism in Eukaryota, Metazoa, Arthropoda, Insecta, Hymenoptera, Cynipidae. Gene Ontology annotation, cellular component: extracellular region. Gene Ontology annotation, molecular function: calcium ion binding. The record is from RefSeq and is a predicted model, not a curated record. The coding region runs from base 1 to 2805 and encodes 934 amino acids.
AUGGGGCAGAAAAUAGAGGGAAAUAGAGGCGAACCAUAUAGAGUUGUCAUCUAUGGUGAACACAAAAUUAAUUUGUGGGUCGAUGCUAGUAAAACUAAAGUGGUUUAUGCUGACUUUGUUGGCAAUCAAGAAAUGUUGAGUGUACCUGCUCUAGGGGUCAAUUGCUUAAUCCGUACUAUGAAGACAAAAAGAGAAAAACUAAAAUACGUGGCAGCUUUAAAAGACGAUUUUUCACUCUUGGCAGUCUCAGCACCGCUUCCACCAGGGUCUACCAGUACUAUAGAACCUAGCGAUACAGAAUGGAAAAUCAUUUUUGGGGGCAGAUACCUUAGGGUAUUCUUAGAUAAUACAGGAUUACCGCUUGCAAUGUCCACCCUGAAAGAAAAUUUACCUGCCCCGGGAAUUGUACCCCAACAUGCUGAAGUGGCUGGCAUAAAAUUUACGUAUUACAGUUCACCCAAUGCUUUAACAGUUCCACCAGCACCAAUUGUAGAUCCUUGCACGAAUUUCUGCUACCAGGGUGUUCGCUGUGUUGUGAAUGAAUAUCGGGAACCACAAUGUGGUGCCUGUCCAGAAAGAUAUACUGGAGAUGGACGCAGGUGUCAUAGACUACCUUCAUGUGCCGAUAAUCCUUGUUUUGAAUUAGUAAAAUGUUACGAAGCACCAGAAGGAUAUAGGUGCGGACCUUGUCCGAGAGGAUACACUGGAGAUGGAAGACAAUGUACACGAAUUCGUUCAGGUUGUGAUUCAAAUCCCUGUUUCCAUAACGUCAAGUGCUACCCAAGGGACAGAGAACCAUACUACUCAUGUGACCCUUGUCCUUAUCCAAUGCAUGGAAAUGGAACACAUUGUUCACUUGAUCUCUGCGAUCUCGAACAACCCUGUUCUCCUCUAACAGCUUGCUACAAUAUGAGCACCGGAUACAGAUGUGGUCCUUGUCCUUCGGGAUAUACAGGACCUGAGCCGUACGGUUACACCGUCGAAGAUGCUCGAAGGAACAGACAAAAGUGUGUGCCAAUAACAUCCAGCUGCAAUGAUGGAAGAAACGGAGGCUGCGUUGAGAACUCGCCCUGCUAUGACUCCGAGGGAACAGUUAGAUGCGGACCUUGCCGAGAAGGUUUCAUCGGCAACCAAACUAUAGGAUGUCAUCCAAGCGCUGGAAUGUGUCCAGAUAUGAUCACCAGGUGUGAUGGACAUGCUGAGUGUGAAUGCAUCGGGGUAGAUCAGUACACCUGCAGGUGUAACAUUGGUUGGGCUGGAAAUGGACACUUGUGUGGAUUGGAUUCAGACAACGAUGGAUAUCCAGACUACAACUUGGCAUGCCUUGAACAAAGGUGUAAAGCUGACAACUGUCUUUCGACUUCGAACAGUGGACAGGAGGAUGUUGAUGGCGAUGGACAAGGAGACGCUUGUGACAGUGAUGCAGACAAUGACCAGAUCGGAAACCUUGUAGACAAUUGUAAACUGAUCGCCAAUCCGGGACAAGAAGAUAAAGAUGGUGAUGGGAUUGGAGAUCUCUGCGACAAUUGUCCUUCUGUAUCAAAUUACAAUCAGAUAGAUACCGACUUUGAUGGCAGGGGUGAUGCCUGUGAUGAGGACAGUGAUAAUGAUGGGAUCUUUGACUACGAAGACAACUGUCCUAAGGUGAUGAACAAAGAUCAGGAAGACUAUGACGGUGAUGGCAUUGGAGAUGCUUGUGACAACUGUGUAUAUUACGCCAAUACUCAACAAAAUGACUCUGACAAUGAUGGAGUUGGUGACGUAUGUGACAAUAAUAAUGAUAAAGAUCAAGAUGGUGUUCAAGAUGAUAUCGACAACUGUCCUGAUGUAUCGAAUUCCGAUCAGAGAGAUACAGAUGGUGAUGAAAUAGGUGAUCGGUGUGAUGAUGAUAUUGAUGAUGAUAUGAUCCUUAAUCAGGAAGACAACUGUGUUUUCGUCUACAAUCCUGAUCAGCGUCGUACUCAACACUCAAUCUAUGGAGACGCUUGCUGGAAUGAUUUCGACAACGACACGGUCUUGAACCACUUCGACAACUGUCCCAAUAACAGUGAAAUCUGGACGACAGAUUUUCGUCAGUUUAAGAAAGUUGCCCUUGAUCCUGAAGGAGAAUCCCAAAUUGAUCCCAACUGGCAAAUUCAUCACAAUGGUUCCGAAAUUUUACAAACUUUGAACAGUGAUCCCGGAGUGGCAGUAGGCAAGGACAGAUUCAAUGGUGUCGAUUUUGAUGGGACUUUCUUCAUAAAUACACCAAUAGAUGAUGACUAUGUUGGUUUCGUCUUUUCCUAUCAAAACUCUCAUAAAUUUUACACAGUCAUGUGGAAGAAAGCUUCACAAACUUAUUGGGAGCCAGUUCCAUUCAGGGCAGUUGCAGAGCCAGGAAUUCAGAUCAAGCUUGUGAAUUCGGAAACGGGCCCUGGAAAAAUGUUGAGGAAUAGUUUGUGGAAAACGAAAUCGACACCAAAUCAGGUGAAACUUUUGUGGAAGGAUCCGAGAAAUGUUGGAUGGAAGGAACACACUGCCUACAGAUGGCGUCUUCUUCACAGGCCAACGAUUGGCUUGAUAAGGAUUUGGAUUUAUGAGGGAGAUCGAUUAGUUGCUGAUUCUAGGAAUAUUUUUGACUCGACUCUUAAGGGUGGGAGUUUAGGAGUUUUAUGUUUCUCUCAGGAAAUGAUUAUCUGGUCUGGAUUGCAUUACAGGUGUAGAGAAAGUGUACCCGAGGAUGUUUAUCGCGAAUUGCCACCCAGCACACAAAAGUUGGUCCACAAGCACCUUCCCACCGAACCAACUGGAUGGAUUCUGAAUUGAGAUAUGCAAUAUAUCAAACAUCUUCAGAAAGGGAUUGUCAAGAUAGAAAAAUAAAAAAUUGUCAAGGAGGCAAUGGAUGAAUUUAGAGACAUUUAUUCUCGAUUGGAAAAAUAUACUUUGUUAGUUAAGAUUGUGAAGAAAGAAAAAAAAGUGAGGUAUUUUACUAAAAUGGAUUUGAAAGAACUAUAAUAAAGUGAAAAUUGACUGAACUGCUCAUUUGAGAUU